This is a messenger RNA of Cryptomeria japonica (Japanese cedar), 1480 nucleotides long. RefSeq lists its product as uncharacterized. The transcript has 2 exons. Bases 542 to 1189 code for a protein of 215 amino acids. The record is from RefSeq and is a predicted model, not a curated record. Lineage: Eukaryota; Viridiplantae; Streptophyta; Pinopsida; Cupressales; Cupressaceae.
CAGUCUUUUGGACCAAUUUGUCUAAAGAACAUGGUUAAAAAGACAGACUCUGUUUACAGACAAAGACAGAAUUCAUCUUUUGAUCUCGUAAAGCCAGAUGAAGGGACAACUUUGGCUGCGAAAUUUUGGUUCAGAGUACUUUGGGCCCUGUAAAACUUUUUAUAUUCAACAACUAUUUGACGCAAAAUCAGCAGAAUUAAAGAGAGUGUGGACAAGUUUUACGCUCUUUGAGAUUUGGAGCACUGUCGGGAGGAAAGUCCAAACUGAUAGUUAUUGAUUUCCUUCAUUUACGCUUGACUUACAGGGUUAUAAAAUUGUUUGGUGGCACUCCCAUAGCUGCUCAUUGUUGACUGUACCCAGCUACCGCGCCUGUGGUCCCCAACAUAAUAAUUAUCUAAUCUUGGAGCCUUUUGAUAAGAAUAUUGGUCUUGAAUUUUACACUGCUUGCUGCUUUGUCUAUUAUAAAUCACGGAUCUAAAUCCUCAUAGCAUUCGUACUGCAUUUUAAAAAUCCUGUUCUCUGUACUGAGAUUUAUUGAGAAAUGGGGAAUGCAAUUCCGUCCAGAGGACAUGGUCGGGUCAAGAUCAUGAAACUGGACGGACAAGUAACAAAGGUGAAGGCGCCUGUGACCGUGGAUCAAAUCCUGAAGGAUUAUCCAGGCUAUGUACUCUUGCAUUCGGAUUCUGUUCGUCAUAUGGGAGUUAAAGCAAAGCCUCUGGAUGGAUCUGCUAGUCUUAAGGCUAAGCACCUCUAUUUUCUUGUAGAAUUGCCAAAGAUCGAGAAUUUCCAGCGUGCGCCGCGUAGAGUGCGUUCUGGCAUAACCUUGGAUGCAAAGUCUAGGCUGGAAAACUUGCUUUUGGCGCGCAGGUCCAUCUCUGAUAUCUCUGUCAUGAAGUAUGAGCCGGCUGAGGCUGCUCCUGUUGAGAACGGAGCCGUUCGGCUUAAAGUCCGUCUCACCAGAGCUCAGCUUGAUAAAAUGAUGGCUGAAAGCCAAGAUAGCUCUGAGACUGCAGAGAAAAUCCUGCAGACAUGCUUUGAGAAUGCUCAGAAGACGGAGAAGGAAGAGGAGGAGCCAAAACAGAGCGGCCUUGCGUGGAAACCUGCUCUAGGGAGCAUUCCUGAAACUUGUCACAAGGCGCAGGGGAACCGGGUAAGAUUUCACCUGGCACAGAAUGAACAAGUCUUCUGACAGAUAAAGGAUUCUAUGCAGUCAUUGUAAAUAGUCAGAAGCAUGGAGGCCAUGUAUAGAUAGUGAGCACAGACCAUAUGUUGUUGCAUACGCCAUUAACAUAUGCUAUUAAAGUAAGUCUAGGUUUUAAUGAAUGAUGAGCAAGAUCUGUCUUUCGUUCAACAGAUUCUGGAAUUGGAUUGGACAACAGUAUUUCCCUUCAUGGAUAAAUCUGUUGUAAAUCCUGUCAGUAAACUGUGAUAAAUUAUUAAAGUUUUGAAUGCCUAAAAUAACAAACUGUUUUGAGAUUUA